Messenger RNA from Aspergillus lentulus, 1062 nucleotides. Its product is annotated as arylsulfotransferase family protein. Lineage: Eukaryota; Fungi; Ascomycota; Eurotiomycetes; Eurotiales; Aspergillaceae. The record is from RefSeq and is a predicted model, not a curated record.
AUGAGAGUCAUUGAUGGCAAGACAGCACUCAUAACAAUAUACCAGACAGGAUCUUACAACCUCUCAGCGUAUGGCAUAGGUCCUGGAAAUGGUUGGGUUAUAAACGGCGUCUUCCAGGAGGUUGAUAUAAAGACAGGCAAGGUCCUAUUUGAGUGGAAAUCGCUUGACCACGUUCCCCUUUCGGCUACCCACGCCCCUCUGCGGUUAGAUGGAGUGGUUGGUGAUGGCUUGACUAAUGGUAGCGCUUGGGACUAUUUUCACAUUAAUUCGGUAGAUAAGAAUAAUGACGGCGACUACCUUGUAUCUGCAAGACAUACCAGCUGCAUAUACAAAGUUUCCGGCCAGAACGGGUCCAUUAUCUGGCAACUGGGCGGGAAUCAAUCAUCUUUCCAACUGAGAGGUUACAAUUUCUCCUAUCAACAUGAUGCCCGGUUUCGAGAGGAGAAUGAGACCACGACAAUUCUCUCUUUCUUUGAUAAUGCAAGCAACAAUCAUACAAACACGUCAUCCACUUCAUCAGGGAAGAUUAUCGCUAUCGACCACAAUACGAACACCUCGACAUUACUUAGACAAUACCAACCCCCGGGCGACGGCCUGCUUUCUAUUUUCCAGGGAAACACGCAAAUAAUGCCGAACAAGAACGUUGUGAUCGGAUGGGGCUUCUAUCCUUCGAUAUCUGAGCAUACCGAGGACGGCACUGCAAUAUUCUUUGCUACAUUGGAAUCCCCAGAUGCACAGAAUUACCGUGCAUUUAAGGCCAAUUGGACUGCAAAGCCAAGCGACCCUCCUGCACUUCGGACAUACAGUGCAUCCACAAACUCCCCAACCACCUUCUGGGUAAGCUGGAAUGGAGCAACAGGUGUUGACCGCUGGAGAAUGCACGCCACUUCCCCUGAGUCUGGUGAAUUCAUGCCUUUGGAUGUAAUACAUAACCAAGGCUUUCAGACUACAUAUGCCAGUUCUAGUUACCACCCUCGGGCUUUUGCGGAGGCUAUUGCAGCCGAUGGGUCGAGUAUGGCAAACUCGACAGUUGUGGAUACAUCUUCAACAUUACCUAGGUGA